UGAAGAAACCGCUCUGGGGCUGGACGGAGGCGGAGCAGAAGCUCACACUGGACCAACAGAAGAGCCUUAAGAUGCUAGGAACGAUCCUAGGGCGGUCCCCGGCGCGAGGCACUCUGGGAUUUGUAGUUUACUUCCCGGACAGCUCCUCUCUCAUUUCGGCCGCCCGCCUUUUAAACCUCGCUUUCUCCCGGCACGCCGACUACUUUAUCGCGGCACGUCCUCACGUACGACUACACUACCCAGAAAUCCCUCCUUCGCGCUCCGGCAGGCGCCCGGUCUCCCUCGAACUACAGUUCCCAGAGGGCUACUGGAGAAGGGCUUCCCCCGCUUUCCCGGGACCACAAUUCCCAGAGACUUGACUUCGCGGCUUUUCUCUCGGUGUCGUGUCUCUCUUGGCCCUGGCUAGGCUAGUAGGGCCACAGCGACGACGUGUUCCGUCGUGUCCAGAGUCAGGGUGUACUCUUCGGCCGGGCUUUCUGUUCUUUCAACCACUUUUGCCGGACAGACCGUCGCGGCCGGCUUGAGCGGUGACCUGGCGGGCCGCGCCUGCGCCCUGCCGCGUUUCCUGCCUGGCUGGUGGCGGCGGCCAUUUUGUUCAUCCUCCUCCUCCUCCUGCUCCUCCUGGUUGGAGCGCAGUGUCCGGAGCGGGCUGGGGGGAGCGAGCCGGAGAGCGGGGUUCAGUACCUUCUCCUCUGUCCCCAGCCGGAGCCCGGAGCCCCCCUCCCCUUCCUUCCCACCCCCUCCCCUCCCCAGCCCUGCCCUCCCCCUUGUCCCGGGAUCGCUCCGUCGCACCCACCAUGAUGGAAGACGACGGACAGCCCCGGACUCUACACACACAAGCUAAGACAUAUGGUUCUAUCUUCAGAAAACAAUAUGGUGUUUAUAGCCUAGAUACGUAGGUAACCUCUCCAGAGAUGUGACAGAAGUCCUUAUACUCCAGUUAUUCAGUCAGAUUGGACCCUGUAAAAGCUGUAAAAUGAUAACAGAGCAACCCGAUAGCAGAAGGGUCAACUCUUCUGUUGGAUUUUCUGUUUUGCAGCAUACAAGCAAUGACCCAUAUUGCUUUGUGGAAUUUUAUGAACACAGAGAUGCAGCUGCUGCAUUAGCUGCUAUGAAUGGGAGAAAAAUUUUGGGAAAGGAGGUCAAAGUAAACUGGGCAACAACACCAAGUAGCCAGAAAAAAGAUACUUCCAAUCACUUCCAUGUGUUUGUUGGGGAUUUGAGUCCAGAAAUAACAACAGAAGAUAUCAAAUCAGCAUUUGCCCCCUUUGGUAAAAUAUCGGAUGCCCGGGUAGUUAAAGACAUGGCAACCGGAAAAUCCAAAGGCUAUGGUUUUGUAUCUUUUUAUAACAAACUGGAUGCAGAAAAUGCAAUUGUGCAUAUGGGGGGUCAGUGGUUGGGAGGCCGACAAAUCAGAACCAAUUGGGCCACACGUAAACCACCUGCCCCUAAAAGUACACAAGAAACAAACACUAAACAGUUGAGAUUUGAAGAUGUAGUAAACCAGUCAAGUCCAAAAAAUUGCACUGUGUACUGUGGAGGAAUUGCUUCAGGGCUGACAGAUCAGCUUAUGAGACAAACAUUUUCACCAUUUGGACAAAUUAUGGAAAUUAGAGUUUUCCCAGAGAAGGGCUAUUCGUUUGUCAGAUUUUCAACUCAUGAAAGUGCAGCCCAUGCCAUUGUGUCUGUGAAUGGUACUACAAUCGAAGGACAUGUGGUUAAAUGCUAUUGGGGUAAAGAAUCUCCUGAUAUGACUAAAAACUUCCAACAGGUUGACUACAGUCAGUGGGGCCAGUGGAGCCAAGUGUAUGGAAACCCACAACAGUAUGGGCAGUAUAUGGCAAAUGGGUGGCAAGUGCCUCCCUAUGGAGUAUAUGGGCAGCCAUGGAACCAGCAAGGAUUUGGAGUAGAUCAAUCACCUUCUGCUGCUUGGAUGGGUGGAUUUGGUGCUCAGCCUCCUCAAGGACAAGCUCCUCCUCCUGUAAUACCUCCUCCAAACCAAGCUGGGUAUGGAAUGGCAAGUUUCCCAACACAGUGAGCUGGGACUCUAAACACAAUUGUAACUCACCAUAGGCUGCAGUUUCCUGUGACACUCUGAAGACAUGGAAAGUAAACAUCAGAAAGUGAAAAUAUUUAUUUUAAAAAUUGAAAUGUUGGAACCUUUAGCACAGCUUUGCUUAAGGAAGGACACGUGUCUUCUAGUUCUGCCUUUUUAAGUUUUUGUUCAUGAUGGAUAUGAACAUGAUUUUUCUUUGUGUACAAAAACUAAAAUAAAGUCAAUAAAGACAA
Molecule: messenger RNA, 2289 nt
Organism: Phodopus roborovskii (desert hamster)
Lineage: Eukaryota; Metazoa; Chordata; Mammalia; Rodentia; Cricetidae
Gene: Tial1
Product: TIA1 cytotoxic granule associated RNA binding protein like 1
Exons: 13
Coding region: 977-2038 (353 amino acids)
Cellular component (GO): cytosol
Molecular function (GO): DNA binding; mRNA binding
Source: RefSeq, a predicted model, not a curated record